Messenger RNA from Carassius auratus (goldfish), 2028 nucleotides. Its product is annotated as GTPase IMAP family member 8-like. Gene Ontology annotation, molecular function: GTP binding. Lineage: Eukaryota; Metazoa; Chordata; Actinopteri; Cypriniformes; Cyprinidae. The transcript has 6 exons. The record is from RefSeq and is a predicted model, not a curated record. Bases 130 to 2028 code for a protein of 632 amino acids.
CUUUUCCUGCUCGGUAAUAAGAAACUUACCGCAAGAUGAAACCUUCAUGUACAGUCAGAUGUCAGGAGUCGAAGAAGUUGAUCGAAUGAAGACUUAAGAAAGAGACAGAGGAGUGAAGUGAAUAUCAUCAUGUCCAGCAGAGUUGGCGGAGUGGCUGUUGCUCAAAAACAGGCUCUCAGGAGAAAUGGGAGUUGUAAUUUACCUCCUCAAUUGAGUGAUCUAAGGAUUGUUCUUCUGGGCAAGAACGUGGCAGAAAACAGUCAAGUGGGAAACUUCCUGUUAGGACGAGCAGCGUUUGACAGUGAAGCUCCUCCAGAUGUUGUAGAGCGAGUCGGAGGAAGACUGAAGGACAGACAUGUGACCAUCAUCAACAGUCCUCAGCUGCUCCAGACAAACAUCUCAUGGUAUCAGAUGAGACAGACAGUGAGAGAGUGUGUGUAUCUGUCUGAUCCAGGACCUCAUGUGAUCGUGCUGCUCCUCAAACAUGAGCAGUGUUCAACAGAAGAUCACGAGUGUGUGGAGAAGGUGCUGCACUCUUUCUCUGACUGUGUUUAUCAACACACCAUGAUGCUCACGACACAAGAGACCAAUGAAACCAAUGACAUCCUACAGAAAAUCAUUCAGAAAUGUGCAAACAGACACUUCAGUCUGCAGAGAAGCAGCUCUCCAGAUGAUCUUCUCAAGAUGUUUGAGGACAUUGUGAAAAUGAAUGAUGGACAUCACCUGGUUUGUGCUGAAUAUGAAGCUCCACAGAGUCUGACAGUGAAACAACAGCCAAUAGAAAGAUAUGGUGUGAAGCUGAAUCUGGUUGUGUGUGGAAGUGACGGGACAUUGAAAUCCUUCAUAUCAGAGCGGAUCCUCCAGCAGACAGACAGAAGAUCAGAUGUGGAGCUUCAUGGACAUCAGAUCAGUCUGGUGGAGCUUCCAGCUCUGUUUAACAUUCGGCGCUCAGAGGAGGAAGUGAUGCGUCAGACUCUUCACUGUGUGUCUCUCUGUGAACCUGGAGUUCAUGUUUUCCUCCUCAUUAUUCCUGAUGCUCCACUAACUGAUGAAGACAAAGCAGAAAUGGAGGAGAUACAGAGGAUUUUCAGCUCAAGAAUCAACAAACACAUUAUGAUCCUCAUAAUGCAGGAUUCAGAGCAUCAGACAGAAGAACUCAAUGCAGAAACACAGUCUGUCUUUGAGAGUUUUGGAGGACGACAUCAUUUCUUUGGUCCCAGCACACAAGUGUCCACAUUGAUGGAGAAAAUCGAGCAGAUGCUGGAAGAAAACAGAGGACAGUAUUUCUCUGCAGAGACAUUUUUGGAGGCUCAGAUGAAAAAACUGCUGCAAUUUGAAGAGAUGAAGAAAAAAAUGCAUUCAUUAGAGACACAUUUUCUGUCCAAGGGUCCAACAGACAGCCAAGAUGAUCUGAGGAUUGUGCUGCUGGGAAAAACUGGAGUUGGGAAGAGUGCUACUGGAAACACCAUCUUAGGAAGAAAUGCAUUCAAAGCAGAAGAAUCUUUUCAAUCAGUGACCAGUGAGACUCAGAGAGAAACAGUCGAAAUCAACGGCCGACAAAUUACUGUGAUCGACACUCCAGGACUGUUUGAUACUGAACUUACUAAUGAAGAGAUCCAGAAAGAAAUCACAAACUGCAUCUCCAUGGUACUACCUGGACCACAUGUGUUUCUCUUACUGAUACCACUGGGACGAUUCACUCCAGAAGAAGCUAAAUCAGUGAAGAUCAUCCAAGAGACGUUUGGUCAAAACUCUUUAAUGUACACCAUGGUGCUCUUCACCAGAGGAGAUGGUCUGAAGAACAAAACUAUUGAACAGUGUUUGGGGAAACCUGGAUCUCUUUUGAUGAAUCUAAUAGAAGCUUGUGGAAACAGAUACCAUGUGUUCAAUAAUAAUCAGACUGAAGACCGAACACAGGUGUCUGGUCUGCUGGAGAAGAUAGACCCCAUGGUGGAAGCAAACGGUGGAAGUUUCUACUCAUGUAAGAUAUUCAGAAAGAUGGAAGAGAAAAACAAGAACAACAAAUGA